Ambispora leptoticha is the source of this 1371-nucleotide messenger RNA. The record is from the annotation of a GenBank genome assembly. Lineage: Eukaryota; Fungi; Glomeromycota; Glomeromycetes; Archaeosporales; Ambisporaceae.
AUGGAGGAGUUUGCCGCGUUCCAGAAUCUCCUAUAUAUGGUCAACGAGACAUUUGAAAACAUCGCUUCAGAGUUCAAAACCCUCGUUCCUGAGCACAAAAGGUUUGGGGCCGCUUGCGCGUUGAUGGCCUGGUUGGAAAGUGGCGACUUGCAGGCAAAAGCACGCGUCGUAGCUCUUUACAUUUUGUACAAUUUGUACAAUGUCGUCCCCAUCCAUCAAAAUCCGUUCCUCUUGUUAUUUCUCAAUAUCUACAAAACCCUUUCUUCGAAUUACUCUUAUUUGAAAACCAAUCACGAGCUCCUUGUCGAAUUUCGUGUUGGGAAGUUGAUUUUGACUGAUAACGGUGCAAAGUUGGGCAAGAAGACAGUAUCGGAUGUUUUUCGUCAAUUCUCUAUAGCAGAAAAUUUAAUGUUUCUUGGCGAUCAGGAAGUUAAUAUCGCUAAACUCGAAUACUAUAUUGAAACCGAAUUAGAUGUACGAUUACCAAAUAAGGAUGAUCAAAUAAAACAAGAAAUCUCUAAACCUUCAUCAUGGGCUGCUCUUAAUGACAUGAAAAGUGAAGAAGGAGCGGUUAUAACAGCUCCCCCAAUUAUGCCUAUAAUGCAUCACGAGCUUCAAUGGCUCAAUCCUCAUGGAUUUAUUCCCGAGAUGGAAUGGGAUUAUAAUAUAUUGGCAGAUUUUUCUGAUAGAGAUGAAGCUCGAUUCUUGAUGACAAAAGCUAUACAUAGAGCUUUGACUAUACCUGAAGAACAGUUUGUGCUAAAUCAAUUCGAAAAGGACGCUAAAUUUGUAUUUCAUUGUAAUCUUUCACCUGAAAUGUUGCCCGAUUUAAUUGAAAACAAUCCUAGAAUAGCAAUUGAAGCUUUAUUGCAUUUAUUGUCGUCUCAUCGGAUUGGACAAUACCUACAAGUACUUGUUUCCUCAAUUAACGUGUCUCGAGAUUCUAAUACAACCGACGCUGUAACAAGAUUGAGAUCUUCGAUGGAGGUCGUAAAUCGACUAGCAACAGCUUGGCAACUACCUCCAGAGUUUUUGCACAAAUAUAUUUCCAAUUGUAUUCGUGCGUGUGACGAGAGCGAAAAUCAAAAUAUUCAAUAUCGGCAAGUUCGUUUGGUUUGUCUCUUCCUUCAAUCACUAAUCAGCAACAACAUAAUUGACAUAAACGAGUAUUUCAUUGAGAUACAAGCGUUCAGUGUUCAGUAUUCGCGAAUACGGGAAGCCGCUGGACUGCUUCGUUCUUUGGCCGCAUUUGAGAGACCACCUGUUGUUGAGGAUAUGGAUUGGAAUGGUAACAACAAUAAUAGUAGUAUUGUCGGUAUUGGUAAAAGUGAAUUUGUUACUCAGGAUGACGGACAAUGUAAAUUAUCAUAA